AUGAUUAUCAAUCGAAUUUUAAAUUUAAUCGAAUUUAUCGUCAUUAUGACGGUGUUGACAUGUAUUGUAUCUCAACAACAUCAACGACAAUUAUCAUCAUCAUCAUCAAAUCAAUUAUUUCAUAUUGUUACAGCAUUAAAACCAUUUCAUUCUCAACUAUGUCAAUUUAAAUUUGAAAAUUGUAUUCAAGAUUCUUCAUAUGCUGAUCAAUUAAAUAAUCAUUGUAAUAUAUAUUCACGUUUACGUGAUUGUUUUCGUUCAUUACUUGAUGAAUCUCAAUGUUUAUCAUUACAACUUAAACAUGAAUAUAAAAAAGCUAAACAAAAUGAAUAUGAAGCAUGUGGUGUUAGAUCAUCAUAUGAAUCUAUACGUUCAUCAUUUUAUACUUCCUCAUCAUCAAAAUUGAAUAUUACCUAUCUAACAAUAUUCAUUCUAUUCAUUAUAUUUAUUUCUUGA
Rotaria sordida is the source of this 456-nucleotide messenger RNA. The record is from the annotation of a GenBank genome assembly. Lineage: Eukaryota; Metazoa; Rotifera; Eurotatoria; Philodinida; Philodinidae.